This is a messenger RNA of Panicum virgatum (switchgrass), 973 nucleotides long. Its product is annotated as probable glutathione S-transferase GSTU1. The record is from RefSeq and is a predicted model, not a curated record. The transcript has a single exon. Lineage: Eukaryota; Viridiplantae; Streptophyta; Magnoliopsida; Poales; Poaceae. Gene Ontology annotation, biological process: glutathione metabolic process. Bases 123 to 812 code for a protein of 229 amino acids. Gene Ontology annotation, cellular component: cytoplasm. Gene Ontology annotation, molecular function: glutathione transferase activity.
UGCGGGUAUGCGGUGCGGGUUUGCCCAGCGGGUUGGCGGCUGAGCCCGCCCCGCUUGCAUCCCUACCCCCGGCCUCGACCUCGCCGGCGCACCAGCGGCAGCGGCGCUCGUAAUCGUAACACAUGGCCGGUGGCGAGAGCGACGGCAGCGGCCUGGUGCUGCUGGACGUGUUCGGCAGCCCGUUCGCGCAGCGCGUGCGCAUCGCGCUGGCGGAGAAGGGCCUGGCCUACGAGCGCGCCGAGCAGGACCUCGCCGCCAAGGGCGACCUCCUGCGCCGCUCCAACCCCGUGCACGGCAAGGUCCCCGUGCUCCUCCACGCGGGGCGGCCCGUCUGCGAGUCCCUCGCCGUCCUCCAGUACCUCGACGAGGCCUUCCCGGGGACGCCGCCGCUCCUCCCGGCCGACCCCUACGCGCGCGCCCGGGCGCGGUUCUGGGCGGAGUACGCGGACCGGCUCCACCUCUGCGGGAAGCGCCUGUGGCUGCGGCGCGACGAGGAGGCGGCGGAGCCGGAGGCGCGGGAGGGGAUGGGGGCCGUGCUGCGCGCGCUGGAGGCCGAGCUCGGGGGGAAGGAGUUGUUCAGCGGGGAGGCGUUCGGGUACGUGGACGUCGCGACGGCGCCGUUCGCGGCGUGGUUCCUCACAUACGAGCGCCACGGCGGGCUCAGCGUGGGCGUGGCCGAGGAGUGCCCGGGGCUGGCGGCGUGGGCGGCGCGGUGCUUGCGCCGUGAGAGCGUCGCCGCCAACGUGUACCCGCCGGAGAAGGUGUACGAGCUCGUCCAGGAGUACAGGCAGUGGGUGCUCGGGCGAAAAUGAGAUGGGCCGUGCUCUGACUGGAUGGUGAAUUGGUGAUUCGCCUCUCUUUUUUUUUUUUGGCACACACAAUUGUGUUUGCUCGUUUGGUAAGUUUCGUCACAUCAAUAAGUUGAAUAAAGUGGCGUGCAUUCGUUAGUGUGGAUGAACACGCUAUGCAGAUA